Molecule: messenger RNA, 1470 nt
Organism: Hydatigera taeniaeformis
Lineage: Eukaryota; Metazoa; Platyhelminthes; Cestoda; Cyclophyllidea; Taeniidae
Source: the annotation of a GenBank genome assembly
AUGUCCGCUGAUGCCCAUUCUGAGCAUCAAAUUCAGCGUCUUUUGCUUGAUUUAAUACCUCCGAAUGGUGAUUGCGAGGUAGCGCCGAAGCUAGAUGUUCAGUGGAGCAAGCAUCUUCACAACAAGCUACAGGCACUCAAUGUGGACUUAGUGUCAAUGGGUUUUGUGUCAUAUCUGCGCACAUCGGACCCUCACACUGCCAUAAUUGAUUUCAAUGUUCUCAUAGCGGCUCUUUAUGAACUCUUCGAACUCUAUUUACGAUGUCUUAAUGCACGCGAAGAUGCUGACAUCAAAAUUCGCCGAUUAACAGCGGAUUUGGAGCACUCGCGGAAAAUGCAUGAUCGCUGCAAAGAUGAACUUCAGUCCACACGCGAUGCAGUGCAUCAUGCUAAAGAAAAUGAAAGACGAAUUGGAGCGGAAAAAGUGACUCUUGCCAAUCAGCUUCGGGCUUCUAAGGAGGCUUUUCGACGCCACCAAUCCGAUUCCCAACUGCAUAGUGCCCACCUCCAACGCAAAGUGAAUAGCCUUGAGAAGGAAGUUGCUGGUCUUAAAAAUCGGCUUAACGCCCUCCUUGAGAAACCAAUGGUCGUACGUCGCUUCCCUUCCGCUCAUGAGACCGUCAGAUCUGGCCAUCCAAGCAAAAUGAGUAGUCAACUCGAUCGAACGCGCAACGUGCGCAAUCGCGAAAACGACCUGUUUUACGAAAACAGAGAGCUGCGAGACCUCGUUUCUGUCCUCUCUACUCGAAUUCUUCGAUUCACUCGACACCUAUGCCGAAAAAGGCGUCGCCAUCAGUUACUUGUAGGGACAUCGGAAGCGCAGCUGGAGGUUAACGAGGAAGAAGAGGAGGAAGAAGAGACAUCUUUGGACGGGGAAAGCGAUGCUGACACAUAUUCUGAUUCUUCCGUGUGUGCAUCGAUGCAGUCACAACUCUCCGAUAUGCAAUGUCAACGUCGUCAAUCAGCGAAUGUACGACAUUUGCUGCUGGAACUACCAUUCCAUUUGGUUCGUGACCAGUUGGUCUGUCGAGUGCACCGUCUCUGCCGUCGUCUGUGGCGUGAAAUCAAAGCCGUGGGAUCGUUCGAAGGAGCACUUCCAUUAUCAAAAUGGACUGGAGGAUUGGGCGCCGUUAAUGGGGAAGCAUUAUCAACGGAUGAAGUCUCCGUUGAACAUCAUUUGCAGGAACAGCUAAGUCGAUGCAAAUUAGAUUCGGCACAAUGUGAACAAGAAUGGAAAGGUGAUGAUCUACUCAUGCCACCGUUCGUGUCACUCCCACCUUUAAACGAGGAGGCUGUCAAUGAUGAUGUGUCACUACCAAAAAAUGGUAUAGCUGAUGAGACCGUGAUUUUCGAUAACGAGACAGAGCCUCGAACUUCCAUAAGUGAUUGCUCUGGUAAGAUUGACGAAAAACAGUCAGGCUACAUUUACCUCAAAACAUACGGCGGUGGACUUGUUCCCUAUCCCUGCUAG